Messenger RNA from Asterias rubens (European starfish), 1396 nucleotides. Its product is annotated as rRNA methyltransferase 3, mitochondrial-like. Gene Ontology annotation, biological process: RNA processing. Lineage: Eukaryota; Metazoa; Echinodermata; Asteroidea; Forcipulatida; Asteriidae. The transcript is spliced from 4 exons. Gene Ontology annotation, molecular function: RNA methyltransferase activity; RNA binding. The record is from RefSeq and is a predicted model, not a curated record. Bases 1 to 1317 code for a protein of 438 amino acids.
AUGGCGGCGCCCAUGCGAAACAGCAUGCGCUUUCUGGUGACAAUUUCCACGUUCAAUAAACCAUGUUUUCUGACUCAAACUGUGGUUUACAAGUCGACAGCUAGACAUGUAGCAACCACGACGCUUAAUCUAGCGAGGGAGGUUCGUCAAAGACAGACGAAUUGUGAAGAAACGAACGAGCCGACCAAGAAGAAAAAGUCCGAAACGGAGCCGCCGUCACUGACGGCGUCAGGAGGCGGCCGUGACGGCGGGGUGUUCGGACCGCUGUCCGGGGAGGUGUCAGGAAGGUCAGACCUUAGACGACGGUCGGAUGAUAAUCAGCGAUUGCAGCGACUCUCUGAUUUUGAAUCCGAAGAUGAAGAAAAGGAAGUUUUGGGAAACAAGAUCACUUAUGAAAAGGCAAAAGCAGAUGACAAACGAAUCGGACGGCUGAUGAUGCUCGUCAAGUCUCGCAAAUACAGAGAGCAAUCCGGCAGAGUAAUGAUUGAAGGACUCCGUCUGAUCAGUGAUGCUAUAAACUCGGGGGUCCAAGCCCACACACUGUUCUUCAGUCAACUCCAGAGUUUGGAGGGUAUCCCUUUGCACAAGACAAGAGCUGUUGUGGUCAAAGUCCCCUACAGAGAGAUCACCAUGUGGUCGGAUGUUGUAACACCACAGGGCGUUAUAGGUGUAUUUAAGAAGCCAACUCAUGAGAAUUACACACUCCAUUCACAGUCAACGGUGCUGCCUCUUACGCUGAUCUGUGAUAACAUCAGGGAACCAGGCAACCUUGGAACCAUCCUUCGUUCAGCUGUGGCCGCACAGUGCCAGAGGAUUCUCCUCACAAAAGGAUGUGUUGACCUUUGGGAGCCAAAGGUUCUUCGAUCAGGGGCAGGUGCUCAUUUCCACAUGCCGAUCAUCGCGAAUAUUCCAUGGAAGGAAAUGGCCAACUAUCUGGAUGAAGACGUCACAGUGCAUGUUGCAGAUAACAACACCUCAACAAGCAUCGAUCAAUCGGAGAUGAGUCCCUCAAAAAGAAAGCGGAACCAUGGUGCACCAUUCCAAAGGAAACUGAUGGAGGAAAGCCAAGAGGAAUAUACAGACUUACCUGUUUUAGAAUCUGAAGUCUACCACGAUGUUAACUGGCGAACCAAAUCAGCGUUGGUUAUCGGUGGCGAAACCGAAGGCUUAAGCUAUCAAGCCCUGGAGAUCUGUGAUAAAACAUCAGGCUGUAAAGUCCACAUACCCAUGGCAGAGGCGGUGGACAGCUUAAAUGCAGCAGUCUCUGCUAGUGUUAUAAUGUUUGAGGCAUUGCGGCAGAAUUUAACUCACAAUUGAAAACUUCUUAAGGAGAAGGUACACAUUUGGUAAUUACUCAAAACAAAUAUUAACUUAAAAACUGACUUGGUAACGAGCA